AUGCCAACAGUACAACCAGGAACACCUAAUAGGAAAGUUACGGAAGAUGAGCUACGAUCAGUUCUUACCGGGGCAGGACUAGAGUUAUCUAGCUCCCUCGUAGAAGAUUACAGAACAUUGGUCUCUUUGCUGGAUGAUGCCAUCACAUCUCUCCCGGACGACAAGAGUAUAUUGCCUUACCCUGACCUCCUGAAUUACCCACGCACGGACAUACAUGUCCCUGAGGACAAUGAGCUAGGGGGAUGGGCAACUAAGGUUACUGCUAAAUGCGUUAACCCUAUCAGCGAUCUAUUGAAGGGCCGCACUAUAGCGCUUAAGGAUAACAUGGCAUUCGCAGGGGUUCGGUGUACGAACGGGACGUCAAUGGUGGAUUGGACUCCUACUAUUGACGCGACAGUUGUUACAAGAGUCCUAGAUGCCGGAGCCACCAUUAUUGGUAAAGCGGCAUGCGAAAACUCGUGUCAUGAAGGAAUGUCCGCAACAGCCAUCACAGGGCAGGUUCAUAAUCCAUACCAGAAGGGUUACAGUGCUGGCGGAUCGAGUAGCGGCUCUGGAAGACUCGUCGCAACCGGAUCGGUUGACCUCGCCUUUGGUUGUGACCAAGCUGGAAGUAUCCGUAUCCCCGCUUCAUCUUGCGGGAUUGUUGGGCUCAAGCCGACUUGGGGCUUGGUACCUUAUACAGGCAUCCUGAGUCUGGAUGCGACCGUUGAUCACGUAGGCCCGAUGACCAAAAGUGUGAGAGAUUGCGCUCUAUUUCUCGAGGCAAUUGCAGGGCCAGACGGAUGGGAUGAUCGCCAGCCACCAUUCGGCCUCGAAGGAGAUAGAUUGAAGUUUGUGGCCCCUGUGGACCUUGUACUUGAAAAAGAGCCAGAGAAGAUGCUUGCAGGCUUCAAGAUCGGUGUAUUGGAUGAGGGUUUCGAGGUCCCCGGCCAGGAUUCGAAUGUUGUGGCGUCCGUCAGGUCUGCCGUCGAAAAGUUCAAAUCGCUUGGAGCGGAUGUUGCUUCUGUUUCGGUGCCAUUGCAUAAAGAAGCUCAUCGGCUGUGGAACUGUGCGUCACCUUUGUCAAGGGGUCGCCAAUCCCUCCUUGGCGAUACGGAUGGGAGAAAGCAGCUGUAUCUUACGGACCGUGCCGAACUAGUAGGAUCAAAGCUAUCCCAAGCCCAGUUUGAUGCGCUAGGGCCUGGCGCGUCCAAUCUGUAUGUCGGGUAUUUAUGGAUGCAAGAGAAGUAUGGUGCAAAGGUGCAGGGGAAAGCUACGAAUCUCCUAAAAGCUACCAGCGAUGCCUACGACAAAGCCCUCAAAGAGUUCGACGUCUUAGUUAUGCCAACUCUGCCUUACCCGCCACCGCGUUUGCCAGAGCCCGGGUCAAACGAAGGCCCGUUGAACUACCUCAAUAGGACAACUGGAAUGAUAGCAAAUACUUGCCCCUUUAAUAAUUCGGGACAUCCUGCUCUGUCGCUGCCUGUUGGUUUUGUUCCUGCUCGGGAAGAUCCAACUGUAAAGCUGCCUACAGCCAUUCAGAUAGUAGGUCGCAAGUAUGCAGAUGUCGAUUGUCUGAAAGUAGCGGCUGCGUGGGAGAGGGUAUUUGAUUGGAAGACACUCUAG
Messenger RNA from Daldinia caldariorum, 1605 nucleotides. Its product is annotated as putative amidase. The record is from RefSeq and is a predicted model, not a curated record. Gene Ontology annotation, molecular function: catalytic activity. The coding region runs from base 1 to 1605 and encodes 534 amino acids. The transcript is spliced from 5 exons. Lineage: Eukaryota; Fungi; Ascomycota; Sordariomycetes; Xylariales; Hypoxylaceae.